Trichosurus vulpecula (common brushtail) is the source of this 2793-nucleotide messenger RNA. It is a transcript of the gene CISH, whose product is annotated as cytokine inducible SH2 containing protein. NCBI's taxonomy places the organism in Eukaryota, Metazoa, Chordata, Mammalia, Diprotodontia, Phalangeridae. Bases 520 to 1275 code for a protein of 251 amino acids. Gene Ontology annotation, cellular component: phosphatidylinositol 3-kinase complex. Gene Ontology annotation, biological process: phosphatidylinositol phosphate biosynthetic process; intracellular signal transduction. The record is from RefSeq and is a predicted model, not a curated record. The transcript is spliced from 3 exons. Gene Ontology annotation, molecular function: 1-phosphatidylinositol-3-kinase regulator activity.
UCUCUUUCCUUCCCCUCCUGCUCAUUACAGAGAGUGGCAGCCACCGCGAAGGUCGUGUUUCCUGGGCUCCGGAAUCCUCCCGCUGUCUUCAUCUUGGACUGGCUGCCUGACUGGUCGUGCUGAGCCUCUGGCCUGGGCCGGACGCCUGAGUUCUCUGAGACCUAGAAGGAAGGAGAUCGGACGGCCCUUCUCAGGCUUCUCGCGGCUGGCUGCGGGAAUCCUUAGAGCCUUUUCCUAGCGGUCCUUUUCUUAGAGCCGGCUUUAGGGAGGAGGCCACAGAACCAGAAGCCCCAGAGAACCCUGAGCCCCCUGCUCGAGCCCCAAGCCCAGAGGACGCCUGGCUGAAGUUCGAGUGACUGAGUCCGAAGCUCGGAGGCGGCUAACAUUUGCCCAGGUUGUUCCCAUAGCGCCGAAGGGACAGCCUCUCUUUCCGCGGUACACCAGACCCGUACCGAAGAGAGAGCGAGAGAAAGGACUCAGGGGGAGACCACGGCUGGCCUCCCUGAAGCCCGACGGGACAUGAUCUUCUGCAUCCACGGACCCCGUCCUUUACUGGAAGAAGAGAGGAUUGGUGGGUUGACGGUAGCUGGGCUAGCUGAAUUACCAGAGCCAGUCAUGCAGCCCCUUUCUGUGACCCCCUUCCAAGAGGAGGAGGAGGAGGCACCAGCCCCAAUGGAGAAUGAGUUGCAUCAAGUUCGUGACCCUGAGGAAGACUUGUUAUGCAUCGCCAAGACAUUCACCUACCUGCGGGAAUCUGGUUGGUACUGGGGAUCUCUCACAGCGGGUGAGGCCAAACAGCACCUUCAGAAGAUGCCUGAAGGCACUUUCCUGGUACGGGAUAGUACCCACCCCAGCUAUCUGUUCACACUCUCCGUCAAGACCAACAGGGGCCCCACCAACGUUCGCAUAGAGUACGCUGACAGCAAGUUCCGGCUGGAUUCAAACUGUCUGUCCAAGCCACGGAUUUUGGCCUUCCCGGAUGUGGUCAGCCUCAUCCAGCAUUAUGUCACAUCUUGCACAACUGAUGGCAAGAAUGAUACCCCCUACCCAUCCCCUGCCUCGCUCCUGCCCAGCCACAAGGACACGGUGCCCACCACGGCAGCAGUGGCAGCUGUCCACCUAAAACUCAUCCAGCCCUUUGUCAGGAAGAGCAGUGCCCCGAGCCUUCAGCACUUAUGUCGGCUCACCAUCAACAGGCUCACUGCCGAGGUUGACCAACUGCCUCUGCCUAAGCGGAUAGGGGACUAUCUCAGGCAAUACCCUUUCCAGCUCUGAGACAGAACCUGAUAUCUAUCAGUCUUGGAAGACCUGCGAAGACCAGGAAGCCCCCUCAUUUGUCCUUUUACAGAAACCCUACCCAAUAAGACACAGACCUCACAAGUCCAACAGGUGUGGAUUAUGGCAACUACAUUUUGGGGAUUGGGAAUGCCCCUUUCCCUCUCCUCCUCCCCUAAUUUCUGCCCAUCCCUGUGGGGAGCAAGGUGCUUGGUCUGUGUCUGCAGACCUGGGGACCCAAGACCAGGAUGAGAGAAACUAUGCCUGAAGUUCCCAGGGGCCAGACCAUGGCCAUAGAUAGGACUGGGCUUCUGCCUCUAUUUAUUUUCCUGGCCACAUUGGGGAACUGUUGCAGUGGGGGGGGGGGGGGGAGUCAUAUUCCCAUUCUUCUGUGCCAGGAUAUGGGACCAUCUGAAACUCAGACUGGGGUUCCUCUCUGACUUAGUUACAUAUGUGCCAACUACCUGAACCAUACAAUCUUGGCUCCUUCUCUACCUUGGGGAAGAGGCCAGAACAGAGAAGCUCACCUAUGAUCAGCCUUCUCCAAAGACAGGCAGUCAAGCCUGCUCACCACACACCACCCACCUCCAGUCCCAACCCAGAGAACACUACCUGACUGGUCAAGCUUGCCAAUGAACAUUACUCAUCAGGAAGGAGGCAACAGAAAUUCUCUUUUCUUCCCUUGCCGUCUAUCCUCCUUCCAUGGGACUUACCAGUCCUGGUGUCCCAUGGUUCUCACACCCAUCAGUAAAGUCUGGGAAAGAGGGAAAAAUGGGGGUCCACAGGAGAGAAGUGAAGGGGCCUUUUGGCUUGAGGCCAAAAGGGACCCAACUGUUUUUCAGUAUUUAUUUAUUUAUUCUUUUUGUUUGUUUGUUUGUAGUUCAAUAAUACCAGAGCAGGGCCUAGAUUCAGCAAGCUGGCCUCAGCCUGUCUCAGGUACCUGCUCCUCUGAUCUUCAGGGCUCUCCAAAGUGUCCUGAGAUCCAAUUCUUUUAGUUUUCUCUGAUGUGGCAAAGCCCUUCUUCUUACAUGAAGUCUAACCAAAUCAGUGCCAGUAAAUGAAGCUCCUCCCCCACCGUGAGGACCAGUUUCCCAUCUCCUUAACCCUCUGGAAGGUGUCUUCCCCACAGAGAUAGAAGGCCCGUACCUCCAUGGAUCUGAAUUCAGUUAAGGCUGAGGGCCCUGCUUCCAUUCUGGCCCUCCUGCCUGAAUCUCAGACAGAAGAAAUUUUGCACCCUCCCAUGCAGUGCCCUGGUCCUCUCUCAAGGCCCCAGAGGCUGGAAUGGCAAGCUGUUUUCUUGCACAUUGAACAGAUCACUGGAGGGCAGGGUCUUUCUGGGGUGGGGUUGGGGGUGGGUGCAUUUUGAAUAGUUCAUCUGUGACUGUAACCUCAUUUCCCUUUCCUUAGGGACCCUGGGAAGGUGAUUUAGCUUAGUUACACAGAGAGAAUUGUAAAUCUGAUUUACAAAGAAACUUUUUAAAAAUAAUAAUAAUUAUUAGAAUAAAAUUACUAUUGUAG